AUGUCCAAGGGCCCGGUGGCGGGCGGCCCCGCCGCGGCCGGGCCGGCGAGCGCCGCCAGCGCGCUGCAGGCGCAGCCCGAGAAGCCGCAGCACUACACGUACCUGAAGGAGUUCCGCACGGAGCAGUGCCCGCUCUUCGUGCAGCACAAGUGCACCCAGCACCGGCCCUACACCUGCUUCCACUGGCACUUUGUGAACCAGCGCCGGCGCAGGUCCAUCCGCCGCCGCGACGGCACCUUCAACUACAGCCCCGACAUCUACUGCACCAAGUACGACGAGACCACGGGCAUCUGCCCCGAAGGAGAUGAGUGUCCCUUCUUGCAUAGAACUACUGGAGACACAGAGAGGAGGUAUCACCUGCGCUACUACAAAACUGGAAUCUGCAUCCAUGAGACAGACUCCAAGGGAAACUGCACCAAGAACGGAGUGCACUGCGCCUUCGCUCACGGGCCCCAUGACCUGCGCUCCCCCGUGUACGACAUCAGAGAGCUUCAGGCGAUGGAAGCUUUACAGAAUGGUCAGACAACAUCUGAAGGAGGCAUUGAGGGUCAGUCUGCAGUCGCUGCCAGCCAUGCCAUGAUAGAGAAAAUACUCAGUGAGGAGCCAAGGUGGCAAGAUACAACGUAUGUGUUGGGAAAUUACAAGACAGAGCAGUGUAAGAAACCCCCCCGGCUCUGUCGCCAGGGUUAUGCCUGUCCCUACUACCACAAUAGCAAAGACAGGAGAAGAAGUCCAAGAAAACACAAAUACAGAUCUUCACCGUGCCCCAGUGUGAAACACGGGGACGAGUGGGGAGAUCCCAGUAAGUGUGAAAAUGGAGACUCCUGCCAGUACUGCCACACUCGCACAGAGCAGCAGUUCCAUCCAGAGAUCUACAAAUCCACCAAAUGCAAUGAUAUGCAGCAGUCUGGCAGCUGUCCCCGAGGACCCUUCUGUGCCUUUGCACACGUAGAACAGCCGGCGCUCAGUGAAGAUUUGCAGCAAUCCUCAGCCGUGUCCAGCCCCACCCAGACAGCACCAGUGAUGUACAUGCCCUCAGCAGCUGGAGACUCUGUUCCAGUCAGCCCUUCCAGUCCACAUGCCCCAGACCUUAGCAAUGUGUGGAAUAAAUCAGGAACUCUGCCAACUAGCCCCACCUCCACCACAAUUCUUUGUAGGAACAGCAGUCUUGGAAGCCCAUCUAAUAUAUGUGGGUCUCCUCCUGGUGCCAUUGGGAAGCCCCACAGCUUGGAGACCAUUGGUUUUCCUCCAGACUCAGUCACAGCAGCCGGCAGCUACAAGAAAGCACCGGGGUUUGAGCGAGAAGAUCAGGUGGGGGCCGAGUAUUUGAAGAGUUUCAAAUGCCAGCAAGCAAAGAUGAAGUCCCACUCCCUGGAGCACAGGAGCCAGGAGCAACCUUUGUUACAGCCCAAACAGGACAUCCUGGGCAUUCUCCCAGUGGGGAGCCCACUGACAUCCAGCAUCUCCUCUAGUAUCACCUCCAGUCUGGCUGCAACCCCCCCAAGCCCCGCCGGCACCAGCAGCAUUCCAGGCAUGAAUGCCAAUGCCCUUCCCUUCUACCCAACCAGUGACACCGUUGAGUCUGUCAUAGAGUCUGCCUUGGAUGACCUGGACCUGAAUGAAUUCGGAGUGGCUGCCCUGGAGAAGACAUUUGACAGCAGCACAGUGCCCCACACGAGUGGCAUCAUGAUAGGUGGGAGUUUGCUGCAAAGUUCUGCUCCUGUAAAUAUCCCCGGGUCCCUUGGAAGCUCUGCCUCCUUUCACUCCGCCUCUCCUUCUCCACCGGUCAGCCUCUCAUCGCAUUUCCUCCAUCAGCCCCAGGGACACUUAAGCCAGUCAGAAAACACAUUCCUGGGGACAUCAGCUUCUCAUGGAUCAUUAGGUUUAAAUGGGAUGAACAGCAGCAUAUGGGAACACUUUGCUUCGGGGAGUUUUUCGCCCAGUACCUCACCUGCAUUUCUGUCAGGUCCAGGUGCUGCGGAGAUGGCACGGCUACGACAAGAACUGGAUGAGGCCAACGGCACAAUAAAGCAGUGGGAAGAGUCUUGGAAACAAGCCAAGCAGGCUUGUGAUGCUUGGAAAAAGGAGGCAGAGGAAGCAAAUGAUCGCGCCAACACAGCUAACAUGGAAUGUGAACUGGCCCGGGAGCAGAGGGAAGCCUUGGAGCUGCAAGUGAAGAAGCUGCAGGAGGAGCUGGAGAGGAUCCACACCGGCCAGGACCCGCAGUUCCUGCGCUCCUUCUCUGACCUGGAGACACUCUCACUCUCAUCACUCUACACCCUGCAGAAACAGCUGAGGGCAAACCUGGAGAAAGUGGACAAGGCAGUAUUUCAGAUGCAGUCAGUGAAAUGCCUUAAGUGUCAGAAGGAGAACCGGGUGGUGCUGCCGUGCCAACACGCGGUGCUGUGCGAGACGUGCGCUGAGGAGGGCGAGUGCCCCAUCUGCCACCCCAACAGGCCCCACUCUCUGCAGUCGUGACCUCCCGAGGACACUCCUCCAGAUCAUAUCCUAUAGAACUUUUUAACUUUAUACAUACGUACAUAUAUAUGUAUGUGUAUAUAUAUAUAUGUAUAUAUGUGUGUGGAUGGGCGUGGCUGUGCUCGUGUAGGGACGCGCACACACACGCACAUGCACACAUGAAAACAGAAAUUAGUUGCAGAGCACUUUUUAAUAUUUUACAUCCCGUAUCUAAACUGCCCCUCACCCGUGCCCCACUAAUUCUAACUCUUGAUGAACUUUGAGAGCUGUUUUUAAUACAGAUCAAAGGGCCAUUUGCAAAGAGUCUGUGUUUCUCCUCUUUUCUAUUUAGGUGAUAACAAAUUUUUGACUAUUUCCAGAAGGACUUAGAGUGGGCAAGAGGGGCUUCCACGUGCUUUCCAGAGGAAAGAGUUGAGAUCAUGGGGAGGAUCGAGGUGGAUUGAAAUGAUUUGCUCUUGCCUUCGGUCCCCCUGCUCUUUCACUGACCCAGCUUGGUUAAAGCCGUCCUCCCUGAUGGGAGCUCUGCCAGGCUCCUGCCUGGAGGGCCUCACACUGCCCAUCUCUGAAUGUGCAGGAACUUUGGCUGUCAUUUAAUCAGCAAAGUUCACUUUUUAAAUUUUUUUACACUCUUUGUAUAUUUGUAUGAAAAGAAGAAAAGAGGGAAAAAAAAAUUUAUAUUGGAUCUAGAGCAAGCCAAGCCCCAAAAUUUAGUGACCAAUGUUCACUGCUGAUGCAGCCAACAUAUUCCAGGUCUGAGCAGCCUUAGGGGUGAACCAAAGCCCUUUAUGAAGGAAAUUUGGAUGCAGAGGUUAGUUCUCUCCAGGCACCCCUUUGUCUGGUGGCUGUCUAGAGACUUUUUCCUGUUUCAGACCAGAUUAGUUUUGUUUUAGCCACAGGGACCUGAUUCGUAGUCACUGCUGAAGUGCAUGAACCAAUUCCAGGUAGGCUGAGGACGUUUUUGUUGCCUGUGUCAGCAGCUCAGGGGUGGUUUGUGGAUUGCUGGCUCCAGAAAACCUUGUGCUGGAGAUGUGUGGUGACAGAAAUAAUCCAGCAGAACAGAGAAAUGCCACCAGCUCAGACCUGCCCAGCAGCUGAGCUUUCCUGUGACUUUCCUUACCAGCUUGUCUAUUGGAUUUUUACAUCAGGUGGAUUGCAGUAACCUGCUGGGAUCUCAACCAGAAGGCCACUCAGUUGAUUAAACAUUUUUAUUUUGCACAGGGAUGCUCCUGUGCUGCCCCUCUGUGACCUGGAAAAGCACUGGAACCUCCAGCAGCCCACUAUUGUAGGAAAACUGAAUUUUUACCAGAGCCUCUCAGAAAGCUUCAUAUUUAAUACAAACACAUAAUUAGGUUUGUUUCCAUAAUUCCACCUUUCCUCUCCAUGGAAGGGGUUAAUAUGCAUUCCCAGAUGAUCUCUUAAGUGCAGCUCUGUGUAGUUCUUUUUUAUGUUUUCCCAUUAACUUGUUUUUGGGUUUUUUGGUAAAAAUGCUUUUUUUCCAUGUGUAUUUUAUUGUAACUAGCAUCAGGUUUUUUAAUUUUUUAAUGGAGAGACACUGUUGAGUGACUAUUGUGGCUAUGUUGUUUGGUUAUAGCCUUUGAAUGUCUGUGCCAUGGGGCAGCACAUCUGCCUUGGUCUGAUCUUAAGGAAAGACCUUUUAUUAAAAUACGUGAACAUUUCUCUUUUUUUUAGGAAAAAUAAAAAAUAAAAAAAAAUUAAAAGCGGGGGGGGAGGAGGAGGAAAAAGCCCAAUUAAGAAAAAAAAAAUUUACUAAAAAGUUUUUUUGUAACUAACUUAAAUCGUAGGAAAUAAACUCUUGAAUCAGAUCUUUAAUAUUUAUAAGCAGCAGAGCUGAUCAGCCCGUUUUUGGCUAUGGUUUGUAACACUUUUUAUGAGCGUGGGGUUUCUCUGCUCCUCUGCCUCCCUGGGGGCUGCUCAGGGGUGAUGCUGCCUUUUGCCAACCCUCUUUUUCCAGAUCUGUCCAGCACCAGCUCCAUGAUUCCAGCAGGGAAUCCCUCCCCAUGGAACUCUGUGGGAUUUGCAGUCAUGGGCUGAUGCAGGACCUGGGGGUGUUAAGGGAAAAGAGCUCUUUGCCCCCAUUUUCCCUGGGGUAGAAGGAAAAAUUCCAGGCCAGAGAAAAUGUGUUUUUCCCUUUUUGAGUAAAACAGUUUCUCUGUUUUAAAACUUAUACUGAAGGACCAAAGAAUUCAGAAUUUCACCUGUUUGUGGCCCUUAAAUUUUAACUUUCCAUUGCCACACUGCACUCAUGGCAGAGCAGCCUGAAGGAAUUAGCACUAGACCAUUCCCUUGCCCCCACCCAGCCUCUCUCAGCACUCUCUUUGCACAAGCACAUAGACUUUCUCACUUUCCUCUGGUUCUUGAAGAAACACUUCCUAAAUUUAGGUUUCUAUCAAUUUGUUUGCUGCUUUAAAAAAAAGAGAGAAAUAUUGAAAUGUGAAUUUAUUUUCUUAAGCAUCAGAUGGAAAAGAGAACUUCAUCUUUGCGUAUUUUGUGAAUGUUCUGGUGGGCCAUUUAAAGACAAUUUCUGAACCAAAU
Molecule: messenger RNA, 5031 nt
Organism: Catharus ustulatus (Swainson's thrush)
Lineage: Eukaryota; Metazoa; Chordata; Aves; Passeriformes; Turdidae
Gene: UNK
Product: unk zinc finger
Exons: 17
Coding region: 1-2478 (825 amino acids)
Biological process (GO): cell morphogenesis involved in neuron differentiation
Molecular function (GO): mRNA CDS binding; metal ion binding
Source: RefSeq, a predicted model, not a curated record